Molecule: messenger RNA, 846 nt
Organism: Debaryomyces hansenii CBS767
Lineage: Eukaryota; Fungi; Ascomycota; Pichiomycetes; Serinales; Debaryomycetaceae
Exons: 1
Coding region: 1-846 (281 amino acids)
Source: RefSeq, a predicted model, not a curated record
AUGUCAGGAACAGUUAAUAAGAGCACACCAAACAAGAGGUUUGAAUCGAAAUCGAUUAACCACAUUCGUUCUUACUCCUCAGUCAAGCAGAUUGAAGGAUUUUUGUUAUCAUUUUCAUUCGUAAACAUUUUGUACCAAUAUACUAUUAGUGUUACUAAUUUUGCUAACACCAAGUUGUCUUCGAUUGGUGUCGUCUACGAUAGUUUAACUUUUGUUGAUGAAAAGUUUGAUGGCAUUGUUUUGUCGAAAGUUGAUUGGGGUUUAAAAAAGGCACCAUCUGGUGACCAGUUGAACCCAGCGGUAUACGCAAAAGGGGCCUAUAACUAUGUUAAUGCCAGUAUUUUGAGACCAAUUAACAAUUUCAUCUACAAAGCGGGUGAUAAGGUUUUGCCAGCAACCGAUCAAGAAAAUAAGGCGGCUUUCAAGUUAGAGGAGUUAGACGAAUCAUCCGAGGUAUCUAAAUUUUUCAAGAUUGUCAAUGAGUUUGUUUCUAGAGCCAAGACGUUUGUUUCUAACAAAUCCAACGAUGUGUCUAAUAACUUGAUUUCCACUUAUAACAAUGAGUUGAACACCAUGAACGACGAAGCAUCUGUCUACAAGAAGAAGCUCGUGGCAAGCUACAAUACCGGAUACAGAUUUGUGAGCGACGUCAACAACCAGACUCAAGAAUACGUUGCUGAUGUGGCUACUACCACCAGAAAUAAGGCCGACUCGCUUAUUUCUGAUGCCAAGCAAGGCAUUUCUGCCAUUAACGAGAAGGCCAACGAAAUCCGUAAUGAGAGUGCUGAGUUAUUGAACGGGUCGUCGAAUUCCAAUCAAGCACCAGUUGUCAGUGCCUCGGCAUAA